Phlebotomus argentipes is the source of this 688-nucleotide messenger RNA. RefSeq lists its product as uncharacterized. Bases 176 to 670 code for a protein of 164 amino acids. Lineage: Eukaryota; Metazoa; Arthropoda; Insecta; Diptera; Psychodidae. The record is from RefSeq and is a predicted model, not a curated record. The transcript is spliced from 3 exons.
AGUCUCUCUAAAAAGCGACCGCAGUCAGUCCAUCGCGAAGCUUCGAGUCGUCACACAAAAUUGAUUUGCGCGAGUGAAUCCCCCACGCACAGUCACAGGAAUCGCGAGGAUUCGCAGUUGCCCAGGAGUGGGAGGAUAAUUUCACGCAAGCCACCGCACCAGACACGGAUUCAGGAUGGCGGGUCCACUGCUCAAGACGUGCUGCCACUGCCAAUCUCUGCGCACGGGCGCGAUCAUCUCCGGCGUGUGCGGCAUCCUGCUGGCCAUCGCGUCGCUCAUCGUGAUGUUCGUGGCCAGGGUGGAGUUUAAGACCAUCGUGAUCGACUGGCUGCCCUCGUCCGUGGUCAAGAUCAUCCUCGCCAUCAAUCUCUGCAUGACGAUACUCAUCUGCACGCUGAUGAUCGUGGGCGUGCUGAAGAGGAAUCACUAUCUCAUGCUGCCCUGGGUGGUGCUGGGCAUUGUGCUGGCCGUCGGGCUGCUCGUCAGUGUCAUCUACACAGCCGUAGUGUUCCUCAUCGACGGAUUCGUGCUGGCCGGCAUUCUCUGGCUCAUCUUUGGCCUCCUGUCAGUCGUGAUCUACGUCUACAUGUGGAUGGUCACAUACAGCUUCUUCAUGAUACUCAAAGAAGAUAACGACCGCGGCAGAUAUUCGCAACCAUAUCGUCGCUGAAGAAAAGUGCCUGUCUGG